Hyaloscypha bicolor E is the source of this 1101-nucleotide messenger RNA. RefSeq lists its product as uncharacterized. Lineage: Eukaryota; Fungi; Ascomycota; Leotiomycetes; Helotiales; Hyaloscyphaceae. The transcript has 3 exons. The record is from RefSeq and is a predicted model, not a curated record. Bases 1 to 1101 code for a protein of 366 amino acids.
AUGCUCUUCGGCGAGGCACCAAGCAACUGGACCGCUCGCUGGCAUCCCGAGCCCGAAUCUCGCGGAACCUUCUCCAUACUCUCCACCUGCGUCGUCACUCUCGGUCUCUGCAUUUGGACGUCAGUCCACCUCAAUAUUCCAGCGGAGAGCCGGUCUCCGAAGCGGGCGUGUUGGGAUCCUAGAGGAUGGGUUACAAAGCAACAAUGGCGGAAGCUGGGCUGGCUGAUUCUGGGAAUACUGGCCCCUGAAAUGGUAGCAUUUACCGCGUGGGUUCAGAGACGAAAAGCCCAACGCUUCACCAAGGAUAUGCAGCAAUUGCUCGAGAAGAAAGCUCAAACACAGAGAGAUCGGGAGUCCGAAAAUCCCGAGGAUAUGGAGAUGAGUGCUGUUGACUCUACGGGACGGGAUCUGGAGGUCAGAGAUACUUGGACCUUGACGCACAGCUUCUAUGCUCUCAUGGGUGGCUUUGCCUUUGAUACAUCCAACCUUCAACCAGAUGAAAAGUUCCUCCCUGGUUCCCGCGAUCGCGUCGUGCUAUCUAAGGAUGGUCUUAUCUGGUUAGCCGAAUACGAACCUGAACUGCUCCCGGAUAUCUCUAAGGCAGACAUUCUCGACAAGAGCAAUGCCAGUCAGCUUGCCAAGACCAUCGUGUGUCUUCAGGUGGCCUGGUUCAUCAUUCAGUGUAUUUCUCGUUUGGCGCAGGGUCUCCCGAUCAGUUUAGUAGAGUUAAAUACAUUCGCCCACACAGUCUGCACCUUACUUAUCUACUACUUCUGGUGGGACAAGCCAUUAGACAUCGAGGAGCCAACAAAAAUUAGUGGCAAAAGCGUGCAGGGCGCUUGUGCCUGGCUUUGUUACUUUACCGAGUUCGACGGCCAACGAGAUAGUGAUUACCUGGAAUUUAUUAACAGUGGGAUUGAGCCUUCCCCAGUGCUCUGUCUUCGACAUGCAUCUUCUGGAAUAUUGCCGGACUCUACUACCAACGCUACCAACGACAUCGCCAUUAUGCAGAGUCGCGGUGUUCUGGGGAAAGGGGCAUCCUCUCACUUCAUCGACCAUAUCUACUCUAUUCCCCCCCCGACCACCGUCGCUGGUUGUUGA